Durio zibethinus is the source of this 1731-nucleotide messenger RNA. The record is from RefSeq and is a predicted model, not a curated record. Lineage: Eukaryota; Viridiplantae; Streptophyta; Magnoliopsida; Malvales; Malvaceae.
UCCCAUCUCCAAUUUCAAUUCACCCUUGCUUUCACAUUUCGUCAAUCAAGCCAUUCAAUGAAAGCAAACCCAUAAAUUAUUGGUUUCAUGGAAAUUGGGUCUUUCACAUUUCUUUCUCCCGAAGAUUUUUCUUAUAACAACAACAGCAGCAAUUUCUCUUGGUUUCAGGAUAUGGAAAAUGGGUUCAAUGGGAACGCCAACAAAAGGGGUAGAAAAGAUAGUGAGGAAUCUUUGGUCAACGAAGAAUUGAAGAAGAGCGGGUUUAGUGAUAUACUUUCUUCGAUUUUGUUGUUGGACGAGGCAGCAAACCAAGAGGAGCAUCAAUGGUUCACUGACACGGAUCAAGAAAAAGCUUUUUUCGAAGCCAAUUACAAGGAAAAUGUUCAAGAAAUGAAUGGUUUUUUCGACCAGCUCCAAAACCAUUACUCUGAAAUGGACGAGUUAAAUAAUCCCAGAAACAAACGCGCUCGUAAAUCCAGUUUAGUUGCUGCUUCUGCUGCAGCGGUUGCUUCUGGAUCGGACAAUGUGGGUCCAUCACAAUCGGGCAGUGGAUCAGGGCAGCAAAGGCGGCUUUGGGUAAAAGAUCGAUCGAAAGACUGGUGGGACAAGUGCAAUCACCCGGAUUUUCCCGAUGAGGAGUUUAAACGCGCUUUCCGGAUGAGUAAAGCCACGUUCAAUAUGGUCUGCGAGGAGUUGGAACCGGUGGUGAUGAAAAAGAACACGAUGCUUCGUGACGCGAUCCCGGUUCGUCAGCGCGUGGCGGUUUGUAUUUGGAGGUUGGCCACGGGUGAGCCGCUUAGGAUGGUAUCGAAACGAUUCGGAUUGGGGAUUUCAACCUGUCAUAAGCUGGUAUUGGAGGUUUGCACAGCAAUUAAAACCGUUUUGAUGCCUAAAUUUGUUCGAUGGCCUGACGAAAACAAAAUGAAGAGGAUUAAAGAGGAAUUUGAGUCCACCACUGGGAUUCCAAAGGUGGGUGGUUCAAUGUACACUACUCACGUACCCAUCAUUGCACCAAAAAUCAGCGUGGCGGCGUAUUUCAAUAAAAAGCAUACGGAGCGGAAUCAGAAAUCUUCAUAUUCGAUUACCCUCCAAGGAGUCGUUGAUCAAAAAGGAGUUUUUACCGAUGUUUGUAUCGGAUGGCCUGGUUCCAUGUCUGAUGAUCAAGUUUUGGAGAAGUCAGCCUUUUACCAAAGAGCCACCGGGGGGCUUUUGCAGGAUGUUUGGGUCGUAGGGAGUAAAGGGUAUCCUUUAAUGGACUGGGUUUUGGUUCCUUACGCUCACCAGAAUCUGACUUGGGCUCAACAUGCCUUCAAUGAGAAAAUUGGGGAGAUUGAAAAGGUUGCCAAAGAAGCCUUUGCCAGAUUGAAACAGAGGUGGUCAUGUUUGCAAAAGAGAACCGAGGUUAAGCUUCAAGAGUUGCCCGUUGUGCUUGGAGCCUGCUGCGUUUUGCAUAACAUUUGUGAGAUGAGAAACGAGGAGAUGGACCCUGAGCUAAAAUUCGAGCUUUUCGAUGAUGAGGCAAUCCCAGAGAAUAAUUUGAGAUCCAUGAGUUCCGUACAAGCGAGGGAUCACAUUGCUCACAAUCUGUUGCACCAUGGACUUGGUGGCACUGGUUUUCUAUAGUGUUUUAUUACAUUACUAUUGUCUUGAUUUAGAAAUCUUUUUGUAUCCGUUAGAUAUUUGCUUUGUCAUUCUUUUUACUUAUAGCAAUAAACAUUAUUUUUUAUCUAA